Messenger RNA from Nelumbo nucifera (sacred lotus), 1346 nucleotides. Its product is annotated as cystinosin homolog. Gene Ontology annotation, cellular component: vacuolar membrane. Lineage: Eukaryota; Viridiplantae; Streptophyta; Magnoliopsida; Proteales; Nelumbonaceae. Gene Ontology annotation, molecular function: L-cystine transmembrane transporter activity. The record is from RefSeq and is a predicted model, not a curated record. Gene Ontology annotation, biological process: L-cystine transport.
ACAAAUGAAAACACAGGCAUCAGCGUGAGUGCGGUUGUUGAAUCAGAAUCAGCGAAUCACCACUCUCCAUUCUCCAACUCCUAAGACUCAAACCCCUCUCUCACCCCCCCACACUCUUUGAAUACUGAUUUUGUACUUCUAUUACUGGAUUGGACUGUGGCUUUUUAGAAAAGUGCGAGGAUAUUUUCAAAGUCAUAGUCUCAUUCUUUUUUUUCCUCCUAUAUUCUCUGGCAACGCUCGGAGCAAUUUCGCUCCGAAUUACUUUUUCCUUACGAGUGAAGAGAAAAUGGCGUCAUGGAAUUCUCUUCCAUUCGAAAUCAGCUACCAGGUUUUCGGUUGGAUCGCUUUCUUUUCUUGGUCCUUUAGCUUCUACCCACAAGUCAUCUUGAACUUCAGGAGGAAAAGUGUCGUGGGGUUGAAUUUCGACUUUUUGAUUCUGAAUUUUACGAAGCACUCUUCGUAUCUCAUCUACAACGCUUCUCUUUUCUUUAGUCCUUUUAUUCAGAGGCAAUACCGCGAGAAGUAUGGCUAUUCACAGAUGAUCCCUGUAGCUGCAAAUGAUGUAGCAUUCUCAAUGCAUGCUGUUCUAUUGACAACCAUUACCUUGUACCAAGUUCUAAUCUAUGAUCGUGGAAGCCAAAAGGUCUCAAAAACUUGUAUUGCAAUCACAUCUGCUGUCUGGGUUUCUGCCAUAGUUUGUCUAUUCAUAGCAUUGCCAAACCACUCAUGGCUUUGGCUAAUCUCUGUCUUCAAUACAAUUCAAGUUGUCAUGACAGUGAUCAAAUACAUUCCCCAGGUUUUAAUGAACUUUAUGAGAAAGAGCACUGAAGGGUGGAGCAUUGGAAACAUUUUACUUGAUCUACUUGGAGGUUUGACUAACUAUGCGCAGAUGGCUAUGCAGUCUAUAGACCAGGGUUCUUGGGUUAACUUCUAUGGAAAUAUAGGGAAGACCCUCCUUUCCUUGGUAUCAGUCUUCUUCGACCUUCUUUUCAUUUGCCAACAUUAUCUGUUGUAUCCUUCUUCUAAGAAGGAAGAGAUUUAUUUUGAGGUUGAUUCAGAAAACAGAGCACCACUCACCAAGCCCUCUGAGCCUUCCCAGUCAGAAAAUGUUUGAAGCCUGUUUUGACAUGGCAUGUAAUUUGGCAAAAGGGUUGAAAUAUUUCAAGAACUAAAAUAUACAGUAAUUGUGUUUAUGUUCUAAUUGUAUAACCAGGUAUUGAUAUUUCCCCUCUUUCCUCUUUGUUUUUUAGUGUCUUUACAUCUUGUAAAUAUGCAUUUAUAUUUUCUUUACUUCAUGAUCAUUGUACUGAGAGAAAAGAGAAUAGAGGGUUUUUGGUGGCUAGAUA